This is a messenger RNA of Halichondria panicea, 859 nucleotides long. RefSeq lists its product as uncharacterized. Lineage: Eukaryota; Metazoa; Porifera; Demospongiae; Suberitida; Halichondriidae. The transcript has 5 exons. The record is from RefSeq and is a predicted model, not a curated record. Bases 54 to 725 code for a protein of 223 amino acids.
AUUAAAGAUCAGGUGCAUAGGUCAAACCAUAGCCAUAGGUCAAACUACAGUUCAUGCGGCCUGAAAUCGAGGCUACUAGCCACAUGGAUCACCAAAGCAACAUGGAGUGCAGUGUGGAUAUUGGUGAAAUGUCCAACAAAAACUAUCAACCGCCCAAGAAGAAAAGGAGGGUCCAGACAUUAUCCCAUGACUUCACGCAAGAAGAUGAUGAUGAUGCCCAAAUCGUGCAACCACCGGUAGUCCUAGUGGAGGAGAGGUCUUCUCAGCUGGUGCCUGCCUCACCAUACCUGUGUGAUCUCAACGACACUCUCUCUGAAAACUUUCACUCGCCCGUUGAGAAACGUAAAUGUCCCACCCUCUCCACUUUUAACACCCCUCACCCCCUCACACCUCUCACUACAUCCAAACCAAAGGCAAAGGCAGUAGCACUCUCCACUAGGCCUCCAGCUAGACCUCUCAUCUCCCAGACAGUCAAACGAGCUUUGGAUUUUAGCAAAACCAAGCGAGAGCUAGAUAAAGAGUGGCUGGAGAAAAUUGUGGAUUCCAGAUGUGCACAACAAGACAUGCAUUGCCCUCCUUACACACCGCCUUCAUUGAACCUGUCUACUCUACUUGAGUCUAGAGCAGUGAUUCUACCUGACCAUCCCAACCAGACCAGUCGCCCCGAGGACAGACCCAACUUCAACCACCUGAGCAUUCUACGUUAUAUCCCUCGCGAAGAGUGAACAUUUGCAUAGUAUAGUAUCAUCUCAUAAUCCGUCAACACAAACUAACAUGUCCUGUCAAUAUUCAUUGUGAUUGUGGUAUUUUAACAAAGUGCAUUCCUAUCAAUUGAGUGUGUGGGUGUUUGUGUGGUCAA